GUAGCGCUCAUCAUCUCUCCUGUUGCGGACUUGGACCUCCGUGCUUUCAUGGAAGCCUACACGCCUACCGAUGCAUCGAAGGCACUUUUGCGCGGCUUCUUCGGAUGCCUCCUCGCUGGCCUUGCGUAUAUGCAUCACAUGUCUAUCAGGCACAAGGAUAUCAAGCCGGCAAACAUCCUCAUUAAAGGCGAUUCCGUCUUGUACACUGAUCUGGGGUUGGCUUUCUACUGGGAAGCUGUCGGUCACAGCACGACGGAAGACAGCUCCCCCGUCGCCACGCGAAAAUAUAGUCCGCCGGAGAUCUUCACGGGCGAAAAGCGCAACACAUCUGCAGACAUAUUCUCUCUAGGGUGCGUCUUCCUAGAGAUGGCUACACUCUUAGAUGGAUCGACCUUGGAUAAGUUGCAAGAGCACUUGGCGUCUUAUGGAACGCAGAGCACAAUAUAUGGAACCAAC
Molecule: messenger RNA, 456 nt
Organism: Trematosphaeria pertusa
Lineage: Eukaryota; Fungi; Ascomycota; Dothideomycetes; Pleosporales; Trematosphaeriaceae
Product: kinase-like protein
Exons: 1
Biological process (GO): intracellular signal transduction; protein phosphorylation
Cellular component (GO): cytoplasm; nucleus
Molecular function (GO): protein serine/threonine kinase activity; ATP binding
Source: RefSeq, a predicted model, not a curated record